This is a messenger RNA of Centruroides sculpturatus (bark scorpion), 809 nucleotides long. RefSeq names its product homeobox protein MSX-1-like. The coding region runs from base 7 to 603 and encodes 198 amino acids. Gene Ontology annotation, cellular component: nucleus. The record is from RefSeq and is a predicted model, not a curated record. NCBI's taxonomy places the organism in Eukaryota, Metazoa, Arthropoda, Arachnida, Scorpiones, Buthidae. Gene Ontology annotation, molecular function: DNA-binding transcription factor activity, RNA polymerase II-specific; RNA polymerase II transcription regulatory region sequence-specific DNA binding. The transcript is spliced from 3 exons. Gene Ontology annotation, biological process: regulation of transcription by RNA polymerase II; embryonic morphogenesis.
GAUGACAUGUCGAAAGUCAAAUCGUUUACUGUGGAGGCGUUGUUGUCACCGGAUACGGGAGUUAAGUCCAAACCUAGCUUCAGCGUGGAUCAAAUGAUAUCCAGUUCCAGUCAGUUAGAAGUGGAAAGGGUAGAAGUUCCAAAUGUUAAUCAGUGGAUCUUGCCACUCCUUAACAAUCGACAAUUUCAAUAUUCGGAAAACAAAGUUGGAGAAUAUUCGAAACUUCCAGCAGUAAAGUGCCCAUUAAGAAAACACAAAAGCAAUAGGAAACCUCGCACUCCAUUUACUACUCAACAAUUACUGUCAUUGGAAAGAAAAUUUCGCACUAAACAUUAUUUAUCGAUAGCCGAAAGAGCGGAAUUUUCCAGUUCGUUAAAUUUAACAGAAACUCAAGUAAAGAUUUGGUUUCAAAAUAGAAGAGCCAAAGAGAAAAGACUUAAAGAAACUGAACUAGAACGAUUAGAAAUGGCUGCAAGAUCGCUCCAUUUGAGAGACGUAUCCUUUCAUUUGGGACUAUCGCCUUAUGUUCUACAACCCACUUGGUGUCCUACAACCUACAUCGAUUCCUAUCAUUCCGACGAUACUAGAACUGUGGUGACUUGAUUAGUUUUAAAUUAUCUUAGUUUAUAAUAUUGUUAAAAUGAUUAUUAAUUGUAAUAUAUAUAUAUACAUGUAAUAAAGUUCAGAUUCCUAACAGUGUAUGUAUGCUGUAUCGUCGACCUUCGUCUUAUUUUAUAAAUACUUAAUAAUAAUAAUAAUAAUCGAUAUGUCAAAUAAUAAAUUAUGAAAAUGUCAAAAUCAUUUUUAAA